AUGGCCGUAUUUACGCUUUCUGCUCAAGUUAAAAUUGGCUCUAAAGCAGCGGCACAAUUUUUUUAUCGUCAUGCAAAGUUUUGUGCUUCCCACCAAGUCCUGGUGAUUGUUCUGGCGAUCCUCAUUGUCUUACCCCUGUGUUAUCCCGCUUUUGAUGCUUACUACUUAAAUCCCGUCAAAGAUGUUAGUCAUGCGUUCUUUUGGGAGGUACCUUCAUCUAGAUUACAAGUAACAAAGGAUAAAUUUGUUGAGAAAUGUGGCACUCAACCUUCUUUCUUUGUAGAGCAGAUUGUUAUUAAAAAAACAGCUGAUCCAAAGAAACAUAAAGGCAGUGGUGCAAGUGUUUUGGAAAAAGAUUUAUUAUUGUGGACUUUAAGUUUGCAAGAAAAAAUCGCGAAUGCAAUUGUAAUGCAUCCUAACCAGCUUUCAGAUACACCCCUUUUGACCAGCAAAAAAUAUUCACUUUCGGAUUUGUGUUUUAAGCCUUUUGAUAGUAAUAUAUGUUUGAUUCAUUCGCCACUUGAAUAUUGGUCGAAUAGUGCCGACCAUCUUUCUUCCGAUCCUUCUAUUCUCACAACACUAUCAAGGACAAACAAAACAUCUCGUGUAAUGAACAUUCCUUUAAAUUCAGUCUUUGGAAAUGUCAUAUAUGAGAAAAGAUCCAUUACUAGUGCAGAUUCGAUCAUUUUAACCUAUUUUUUAAAAGAUAUGGAUGAUUGCAAUGAAGGUCAAACAAUAGCAAUUUGGGAAGCAAUUUGGCGACAAGUUAUAGAUGAAAUUGGCACUGAUUUCUAUCUUGGUGGCGAUCGCAUUACAAGUGUAAACAUGAAUAAUCAGGGUGAAUUAAAAUAUUUAUCUUUUAGAUUAGAUCAUAAUAAUUCUCUAGAAUCUUCGGCAGAAUGGGCUCUUCUUCUGUUGGCAUACUUAAUUUUUUUUCUUUACAUCAUCAUUUCAACGGAUCGUCUUAAUUUCGUCAUGUCUAAAUUUGGUCUUGCCUUCUCAACUGUGGCUCAAGUGUUUGCCUCGUUAAUUAUGUCACUUAGUAUCUGCUCUCUAUUUGGUGUCACAUUAACAAUUGUCUCCGUAUCUUGGAAACUAUUGCCUUUUGUUUUUAUCCUGGUCGGUGUUGAGAAUAUGUUUAUUUUAACAAAUGCUGUAACAGCGAUUCCCAUGCAAUUGAAUGUAAAAGAACGUGUUGCCAGAGGUCUGGAAAAAGUUGGAUAUUCAAUUACAAAAACACUAAUAAUUUGGCUCUUAAUAUUGCUGAUAUGUUCGGCAAUAAAUAUUGAGUCGAUUCAAGAAUUCUGCAUUUUUACCUCGAUUGCUAUGAUUAUUGAUUAUAUGCUACAAAUGUCGUUUUUCAUAGCGACUUUAUCUAUUGACCUUGAAAGAUUAGAACUAGAGAUGUCCAAUUUAUUUAAUAAUCGCAUUGGAGAACCGGAUAGCGACGAUAAAGAUGUUAUUCCGCUUUCAAAAACAAUCAAUUAUGGCCGUAGGAUCGGUAGUUCAUUGGUGGUUCUCAUUUUCAUGGUAGCUGUAACCAAUGUUUAUCAAUCCAAUAUUGAUUUGCCACCUCUCAAGUCUGCAUUGGCCUUUGUUGGUGAUGCUCUAAUUUUUCCUGAUACAUGUACAAACGUCACAUAUUGGGAAACAUCAAAGGCUAUCACUGCUGAUAAAUUUUGGGGCAUUGUUAAUCCGGACCAAAAAAAUCAAUUUGCUGAAAUUAGACCUUCUAGACAUUUAACAUUGUCUUAUGAAGCUACACAGGAAAUUCAUGAUAACGGGAUCUGUAUAGUCGAUGGUAGUGGUGUUAACUGGAAAUUAAUUACAAAUAAAUCUAUAAAAGCUUUCAUUUGGGUUCUCAAAUUCACUGUAUUUCCUGCUACCGGUAUUGCGUUUACAAUAUCUUUCUUGGUAGGCUUUUUAUUACCAGAGGAUAUGGUAAUUCGAGCUGCAAGAUUGUCAAAAAAAAAAAGAAAUAAGGUUGAUAGAAUCAUUUUACCUGCAUCUUCAUCUUUCGGAAGAUCUACUUUGUGUGUUACCACGCCACGAGUUGUAACUUUGCGUGGUCAUCAUUUAGCUGAUAUUGAUUUAAUUUGUUCGAACUUGAGAGGUAUUAUAGUUACAACUGCUGCUGACAGACAUAUUACAUCAUGGAAUGGAAAGAAAGGUAUGCCAUUAAAAAAACUUGAAAGAUUUAUGCGACGUUGUGAGUUGUGCAAAUGUAGUACCAUUGGAGGGAUAAAAAGUUGUAUUUCAUGGCCGGUUCGGGCAAUGUGCAUGAAUGAAAAUAUUGAGGUUGUGGCGGCUGGGUUUGAAGAUGGCGUAGUGCGAGUAUGGGAUAUAAACUCAGGACAAGCUACCUAUAUUUUGAAAGAUACCGUUGAAGAUGUCGAACAAGCGACGUCGUCCAAUGGUCAUUCAAAUGGUCAUUCAAAUGGUCAUUCAAAUAGUCAUUCAAUAAAAGAACGAGUUAUGUGCUUGCAAAUUAUAGUACCAACUUCCCAUUCUAAGAUACCUAAUACACCGACUCAUGAACACGGAUACUCUUACUGUAUGUCUAAAUCAAUAUCGGAUCAAAAAAUACCAGCCAUACUUCUUGCAACCUACCGAAAUGGGUAUUUUAAAGAAUGGGAUCUCGCUUCUGGUCAGAUUACUCAUACAGUUGACACAAAUCAAAAGGGUGGCAUUAGCUGUCUUUUGGUAGUUGAUGAUGGUGAACAAAAUUACAAUAAAAAUGAGUUACGUAUUUUUACCGGAGCACGAGACGGAUCUGUCAAAUGCUGGGUUAGAACAGUUGAAGAUUUGGACAAUGAAUCCGAUAAUACUAAUUCAGAUUGUAAUGAAUCACACAAGAGCAUAUGGAAGUUGUUCUACACAAUACCAGGAGAAUUUGGAAACGCAAUUACUAGUGUAGCUGCUAAAGUAGUCAAAACCCAGAAGGGAUGUAUUGGUAUCGUUGUUACUGGAACUUCGGAUGGGGAGGUCAGAGUAUAUGAUUACCUUACAGGAAAAUUCAUAACGAGAUUAAGUUAUGGAAUUUCUGAAAAACAGAGGCGCGCAAAAGAGCGAGAAGAGCAAUUAUUGCAGAAACAAUUAUUAUUUCAGCAACAACAGAAUAAAACUAAGAAUUCUUUACGAAAAUCGUACAUAAGCCAACAGGAUUUAUCUGACUCGGAACAAGAUUGGUCUGAAGAGUACGAUGAAUAUGAAUUUUGGGACGAGACUGACGAAACUGAAGAUUGCGUUUCCCAUGAGGGUGCGAUUACCAACAUUAUAAUUCACCCACUGAAAGAAGAGAGCUGUCCUUGUGGAAAUACCGAAGAGACUGGUGGAUUUUCGAUAACGACUUCGUCAGCGGAUGAAAAAAGUGUAUUUUUGGCAACUAAUUCGAAGUGUUAUGGAUU
Racocetra persica is the source of this 3407-nucleotide messenger RNA. The record is from the annotation of a GenBank genome assembly. Lineage: Eukaryota; Fungi; Glomeromycota; Glomeromycetes; Diversisporales; Gigasporaceae.